AUGAUUUGGUCGGCAUUCGUAUUACGACGAAUUGCAAUUCAUCAAGGGGGUAUAUCUGCUCGAAUAUUCUCUCUUUUAUCAGUUUUUGGUGGUGGAAUUUUUCUCGCGACGUGCCUACUUGAUUUAUUAGCUGAUUCAAUUGCUACUCUUUCAAAAGGAUUAGCUGUUAGAACCGAUUUUAAAUUUCCGAUUGUUGAAUUAUUUAUCGCAAUCGGAUUUUUAUUUGUACUCUUUACUGAACAGGCUUUCACUGCAAAUUUUUCAGGUCAUACUAGUUUCCAUUCGGGUACGAUGGCUCAUUCAACGAUUGGCGCUAUAAUUCUUGUAUUAGCACUCUCACUUCAUGCCAUUUUCGAAGGGCUUUCAUUAGGAAUUAUAAGUGAUAUUAAAGAAAUUUAUCAGAUUUUCGGAGCUUUGUUGCUUCAUAAAAUGUUAAUAGGCUUUUCUCUCGGAAUUCGUCUUGUGCAGAGCCCUAUGAAAACAAUCACAAUAAUUAUAUGUUUUUGUAUCUUCGCAGGACAAGUAGUGAUCGGAGGAUUUUGUGGCUUAGAAAUUUUGAAUUUAUUAAGUGGUGGAUCAUUGUAUCAAGCAACAUUAAUAUCGGCUUGUGCUCAAGCUUUGGCCUGUGGAACAUUCCUUUAUGUGACGUGUUUCGAGAUUCUGCCUCACGAAUUAAACCAACCCACUGUUCGAUUGCCGAAACUUGCUUGCCUUUUACUUGGUUUUUUAUUGAUAACUGCAGUCGUUUUAUUGAGUAUUUGA
Molecule: messenger RNA, 762 nt
Organism: Dracunculus medinensis (Guinea worm)
Lineage: Eukaryota; Metazoa; Nematoda; Chromadorea; Rhabditida; Dracunculidae
Source: the annotation of a GenBank genome assembly